GGCAAAAGUGGACAGCAUUUUAAUAACAAUAAAAACUACAGAAUGGCAAGUUUUAGUGUUGAAAACCAACACAAUUCAAGUGACGCAGUUGACAUGAAAGGUAUGGACACAUGUCGGCCACAUGGCAAGAAGAUCAGGUUUUACUGUAAUGACCAUUCCAAGCUCUGCUGUACUACAUGUGCUGUCUUGCAUGGUAAAUGUGAUCGAUUAGAUGAAAUAGCCACUGUGUCUGAACGACAAGUACCAGCCCCGAGUUUCCUACAAAAGAUCUUACAGCAAUCAGAAGCAGAUGCAGAUUCUGAAAUAAUGGACUGUAAACAGUCAGAAACGGGCUUGGAUAAGUAUAUUGCAAAUAUUUCUGAAGAGUUACAGGAAAUGAGAGAUUGUUUUAUGAAACUGUUUGACAUUGCCGAAAAUAAAAUAAUGCAAGAAGCAAAUGCAAUAAAGUCGAAAGAAGUAAAACUAAUUCAAGAAAGACAUGCAGCAUCUUCCAAGGUUAAGACAGAAAUAAAAGAAGUGUUGUCAAUUUGUUCCACUCUGUUGGAACAUGGAACGAAAGAGGAAAAGUAUAUAUUCUGGCGGAAUAUUGUGGAAAAAAAUCAAACUUUCCAAUCUGAUAUCACUGAUCAACGAAAAAAGAAAGUCGCAACAACAAUGGCAGUUUGUUUUCCAAAGGAACUACUGUCAAUGCUUGAAAAAGGAAACAAUUUUAUCAAACUGAUUUGCGAGCGAAACAUAACAGUGGAAACCAGUUCCAUUUCCUCAUCCCAACCAAGGCCAGUCACUCUGAAGCUGCUCGUGUCCGUGGAUCUACACAAGACUAGAGAUGGUGACAAGGGGCCUUGGCUCACUGGACUUGACUUCCUGCCUGACAAGAGACUGGUAGCCGUUGAUAACAAGAACUGGCAAUGUAUCAUACUGAAUGAGCGACUACAGAGACUUGGAACACCGUACAAGUUCAAGCGGUCCCCACUUAGCGUAGUGUGUGUGUCUCAUGAUGUACUGUGUGUAACGUUUGGUAUAGGUAAAGUAGUUUAUCUCAUGUCUGUGAGUACAGACAAUACCAUCAUACUGACGAGGAAGAUCAAAACAUCAUACAAUUUCUACUCUAUAUGCUGCAUGUCACCAUCCUACAUGGUCGUAAGUGCGCACGAUGAUCUUUGUCCUGCGAGAAUAAUAUCAGUGCAUGGUGUGGAGUCUGAGUUUGAUCACGUGGUUUUCCCUAAGAAGUCUUUUAAAAUAGAUGAAUGUAAGUGCACGUAUGUCCAGUCGAAGAACACUUUAGUACUGUCUGACAAGUACGCUCACACAGUGUACUUUUACGACACCGUAGAGGGCAGAUCUAGAGCAGUCACUAAUAAAAUCAUACAGCAACCUCGUGGCGCCUGUGUAGGGCCUGGUGACACGGUAAUGGUGUGCAGUGUGAAGAAGAACUCCAUCGUGCACAUGAAUGUAAAUGGGGACAUACUGGGUACAUACCCAGUGGAUAUGGAAUGCCCGAACACAAUAUGUGUGUCUAAGGAUGGCACUAGGCUGGCGAUGUCUAACAGCAUCAAAGGCGCCGAGAAACUUCACGUGUACAUUAUAUCAACGGCGAUGAGUUAGUUGACUAGCAGGAUGUCGACAAUGCGAUCAUUUUGUACACACAUAUUAAAAAUAAACGUUCUUUUCA
Messenger RNA from Dreissena polymorpha, 1672 nucleotides. RefSeq lists its product as uncharacterized. The record is from RefSeq and is a predicted model, not a curated record. NCBI's taxonomy places the organism in Eukaryota, Metazoa, Mollusca, Bivalvia, Myida, Dreissenidae. The transcript has 2 exons. Bases 43 to 1605 code for a protein of 520 amino acids.